CGUCACAACCCGGAAGUGAGCUCGCUGCAACGCUGUUGUCGCAGCAGCUCAGCUGAUAUUUGUGAUUAAACCCAGCAGACCGUAACAGACUGAACACAGCUGUUGUUGUUGUUGUUGUUGUGUUGUUGUUUACUCGUCGCCAUCAUGAACGUGACGCUCGCGGUGAAGCAGUACGUCUCCAAGAUGAUCGAGAGCAGCGGGCCCGGGAUGAAGGUUCUGCUGAUGGACCGGGAGACGACCAGCAUUGUGAGUGUGGUCUACACUCAGUCAGAGAUCCUCCAGAAAGAAGUUUACCUGUUUGAAAGAAUGGAUUCUCAGAACAGAGACAGCAUGAAGCACCUGAAGGCCAUCUGCUUCCUGAGGCCCACCAAGGAGAACGUGGAUUAUCUGAUCCAGGAGCUGCGGAGGCCCAAGUACAGCGUCUACUUCAUCUACUUCAGUAACGUGAUCAGUAAGAGUGAGAUCAAAGCUCUGGCUGAGGCCGACGAACAGGAAGUGGUGGCUGAGAUCCAGGAGUUUUAUGGAGACUUCAUCGCGGUGAAUCCUCACUUUUUCUCUCUCAACCUGCAGGGAGUCGCCAGGGGGCGGAGCUGGGAGCCCUCCAUGUUGUCCCGGUGCACUCAGGGUUUGACCUCCGUCCUGCUCGCUCUGAAGAAAUGUCCCAUGAUUCGAUACCAGCUGUCCUCCGAUGUGUCCAAGCGCCUCGCCGAAAGCGUCAAGCAAAUCAUCACGAAGGAAUACGAGCUGUUUGACUUCAGGAAGACGGAGGUUCCUCCUCUGCUGCUGAUCCUGGACCGCAGCGACGACGCCAUCACACCGCUGCUCAACCAGUGGACUUACCAGGCUAUGGUCCAUGAGCUGCUGGGUCUCAACAACAACAGGAUCGACCUCUCCAGGGUUCCUGGGAUAAGCAAAGACCUGAAGGAGGUGGUUCUGUCUGCAGAGAACGACGAGUUCUACGCCAAUAACUUGUACCUGAACUUCGGAGAAAUCGGCACCAACAUUAAAAACCUGAUGGAAGAUUUCCAGAAGAAGAAACCAAAAGAACAACAGAAGCUGGAGUCCAUCAGCGACAUGAAGGCCUUUGUAGAUAACUACCCCCAGUUUAAGAAGAUGUCUGGCACCGUGUCCAAACAUGUGACGGUGGUGGGGGAGCUGUCCCGGCUGGUGUCGGAGCGUCAGCUGAUGGAGGUGUCAGAGGUGGAGCAGGAGCUGUCCUGUCAGAACGACCACUCCAACGCCCAGCAGAGCGUCCGCCGCCUGCUGCAGAACCCGCGUCUGUCCGAGCUGGACGCCGUGCGGCUGGUGAUGCUCUACGCUCUGAGGUACGAGCGCCACAGCAGCAGCGCGCUGCCGGCGCUCAUGGACGAGCUGAGCCGGAGAGGCGUGUCGGAGCGGCACCGCAAGAUGGUGAAGUCGGUGGUGGAGUAUGGCGGGAAGAGAGUCAGAGGAAGUGACCUCGUCACACCGACAGACGCCGUUGCCAUCACCAAACAGUUCUUCAAAGGCCUCAAGGGGGUAGAGAACGUGUACACGCAGCAUCAGCCUCUGCUUCAUGACACUCUGGAUCAGCUGAUCAAAGGUCGACUGAAGGACAGUCAGUUCCCUUACCUGGGGGCCAGCAGCCUGAGAGACAGGCCUCAGGACAUCAUGGUGUUUCUGAUUGGUGGAGCCACGUAUGAAGAAGCUCUGACUGUUUACAACCUGAACCGCAGCACACCUGGAGUCCGCAUCGUCCUUGGAGGAAGCAGCAUCCACAACACCAAGAGCUUCCUGGAGGAGGUCAUGGCGUCGGCGGGUCACAGCGGCGACCGAGCUCAAGGAAGCGGUCGCAGCCGGCGCUGAGAACCGAGCAGCCUUCCCUCCUGAUACAAUACAGAGGGAAAGGAGAAAGAACAACAACCCGAAGCCAACAACACAUUCACAUCACCAGUCUGGGUCCACCCUGUCAGUACAUCUUGGUUGAAGAGUCCAGCCCGGAGGGGUCCAGCACGUCCAAGACCGGUUCCCAUCUCUUGAUGAAUCCCCCAUUGUCACGAGGUGUGGCUCAAACUCCCCUUGUACCAAGAGGCGUAUCUUUAGAAACCCAGAAUGUAAGAAGUCUUUGGUCCUUUAGACAAUAGUAUCCAGUCAGUUUAGCCCCAGAACACAUUGAGGUCAAAGGUCAGAUCCGAUCAAAGAAACCGCCUCAUCCUUUACGUGUAGGAUGUUUACUUUAUAUGUUUGAAUCUUUGCACAUUUCCAAAACGUGUGUAUAUAAGUACCAACUUCAGAGUUCGAUGUACUACAUGUAGGGGAACCUAGACCCAGCCUAGGUUCUGUUCCUCCUGACAUGUGACGCUGUCUGACGCUCCAUGUCCAUCUGCCAUGUGUUCAGGGGACUGAUUUAAGAUUCAGGGAAUCCCAGUUUCUCCAUAUGGGAGCCAAAAGGGAAACAAAUGGUUCUACAGUAGAACACGAUCUUGUUCCAGGUGUUUAAGGUAUUCCGGACAAUAAAGUUAUUUUGAACCUCUA
This is a messenger RNA of Cyclopterus lumpus (lumpfish), 2514 nucleotides long. RefSeq names its product vacuolar protein sorting 45 homolog (gene vps45). NCBI's taxonomy places the organism in Eukaryota, Metazoa, Chordata, Actinopteri, Perciformes, Cyclopteridae. Gene Ontology annotation, biological process: vesicle-mediated transport; intracellular protein transport. Gene Ontology annotation, cellular component: Golgi membrane. The transcript has 16 exons. The coding region runs from base 145 to 1845 and encodes 566 amino acids. The record is from RefSeq and is a predicted model, not a curated record.